Molecule: messenger RNA, 438 nt
Organism: Durio zibethinus
Lineage: Eukaryota; Viridiplantae; Streptophyta; Magnoliopsida; Malvales; Malvaceae
Source: RefSeq, a predicted model, not a curated record
AUGGAUGAAGAAGGUCGCCAUGGGUUCCGAUUUAGCCCCAUUCUCGUCGGCCUUCUAGGAAUCAUUGCCGGGGCCAUCAUGGCUGCAAUUUAUCCUUUAGUUUAUUCUGUUCGCAGUUACUACCGCAGGCAGAUGGUAGACACUGGCAAUACUAGCCAAAAUGUUCAUCACAAUCAACAGGAAAGGCCUAGUAACAGAAGCAGAAGUACUUCAAUACCCAGGUUAAUUCCAAUAUUUAGAUACAACAAAGAUUGCAAUGAAGACAUGUGUGCCGUUUGCUUGGGUGAUUUCAAGGAAGGUGAGCUUAUUCGGGUAUUGCCAGACUGCUUGCACUUUUUCCAUGUGGCAUGUAUUGAUACAUGGCUAAAUUUGCAGUCGAAUUGCCCGCUUUGUCGCGCUGAUACUUCUUCACCUCCAGAGCAGGCGGCCGUUCUUUGA